GAAUGAAAAGGACAAGAUCACUCUUCAAAAGGCCCACCAACCAAGUUUCCAUUUCUCAGUUAUAAGUUUGGGAGCAUCACCAUUGCUCUCUCUCAUGAGUCUCAUCAAACCAUUCACAAGAAAAUAACACUUUUUGUCUUGCGCUUUUACCCUUUAUCCGUUCAAUCAAUACCAGAAGACCCUUUUUGUUUCAAAGGUUUUAAACAUUCUUGGCGUCUUGGUAAGGUGGAAUUUUCGUUUGAUUUUGAUCCAUAAGGUGAAAACAAGGAUCAUUGAAGACACCCUUUUCGUCUCAUGAUCUUAGGUUAACCACAAGAUCCUUUUUUGUUCAGAGUUCAGACUAAUAACCAUGGCAUGUUCCUUGAAGAGUGUUUCCUGUGUUCCUGAAAUGAAAGGAGUUUUGGUGCCUUGUCCCUCAAAAACUAGCAAAGCAAAAUCAUGGGGUGGUUCUGUUUUGAGUAAUGCUUUCAUGGGUGAAUCCAUUACUCUUGAUGAAAAAGCCUCAGGGUAUUGCAGUUCAAAAACCUCCACCAAUGUCCCUUUUCAUGCACAAUCAACAAUUUGUGUCAGCAAGGCUUUGAAGUGGUGGAAGAAGAGUCUGAAGCCUAACAUGGUUGAGAUCCAUUCAGCACAAGAACUGGUCCAGUCAUUGCUCAACGCUGGUGAUUCAUUGGUUGUGGUUCAUUUCUUUUCACCUGGUUGUGGAGGUUGCAAGGCCCUUCAUCCUAAGAUCUGUCAAAUAGCGGAAUUGUACCCAAAUGCAAUAUUUGUGAAAGUCAAUUACGAGGAACUGAAAACCAUGUGUCACGCUUUGCGAAUUCACGUGCUACCCUUCUUCAGGUUCUAUAGAGGCGCGGAGGGACGAGUUUGUAGCUUCAGCUGUACCAAUGCAACUAUCAAGAAAUUUAAGGAUGCCUUGACAAAGCAUGGGAAUGAACGGUGUGGUUUUGGACCAGCAAAGGGUUUGGACGAAUCCGAAUUGAAAAUUUUGGCUUCUGUUGGUGAAAUAUCAGUUAAUUCUUCUCAGUUACCAUGUCCCAAGCAAGGGAAAUUUGAAGAUUUGGUCACGGAGAGCCACGAUUUUUCUGGGGUUUGGAACAUGGCAAGUAAUAAUAGCAGGGUAUUGAUUUGAUUUUUCAAACAAGAAAGUAGCCAAGUUUGGUGUUUGUUUAUUUACAGAGGGAAGAUUAUAAUGGAGUAAAGUGGCUCCAUAGUCCAUAUCAUUUAAUAUUUUAUUAUUUGUUUUUUUUUUUUUGCUGUAAAUGUAAAUUAUAAUUUUUGUUUUGUGGAGGGAUUUGAUGGGGGAUUGUAACAUUUCUUUUGUUGGAUCUGUGGCCCAGCAAUGUAGCAAUUGUUGCUGGGAUGAUAUCCUCUGCCCAGAUUUUGUAUUGUUCUCUAUAUCAUUUUGAACAUGGCAUGGUUCAUUGAAUCUUUAA
This is a messenger RNA of Cajanus cajan (pigeon pea), 1436 nucleotides long. Its product is annotated as thioredoxin-like 1-2, chloroplastic. NCBI's taxonomy places the organism in Eukaryota, Viridiplantae, Streptophyta, Magnoliopsida, Fabales, Fabaceae. Gene Ontology annotation, biological process: cell redox homeostasis. Gene Ontology annotation, cellular component: chloroplast. The record is from RefSeq and is a predicted model, not a curated record.